Molecule: messenger RNA, 870 nt
Organism: Moneuplotes crassus
Lineage: Eukaryota; Ciliophora; Spirotrichea; Euplotida; Euplotidae
Source: the annotation of a GenBank genome assembly
AAUAAGAUGGACAGGAAGAAAACUUUUAAGAAGCAGAGGGCGCUUAAGAAGGAAGUGGAGGAAAGAGUACUAAAGAAGGAGGGGAUGCAUGAGAAUAAGGUUGUGAAGACCUUUGGAGUGCUGGAUAUUGACCAAGUGUUCCUGUCGGGGUGUAUACCUAAUGAUUUGAGAUUAAUGAAGGUGUUUAUUAGAGAUAGUAUGAGGAUUCCGAAAUGCAAGACUAAGGUUAUACUCUAUAUAGGGUUUUAUAGGUAUUAUAAAGUGUUUAGUAGAUUUAUCUCAAAGUGUUGUUCGAUGGCCUUGGAUCAGUUCGCUCUUAAAUUACCAGGACAAGUCUUUUAUUCAAGUAGAACAAUUCCUAUCGAUUUAAGAAUCAUCACCAGAAUCGCUAAUCUUGUUACCAAAGAGUUUCAAUUAUCAAUGGUGAAACUUCCUUUCAGGUCCUUCCACAAACUGUUGUUCUCCUUCCGGCACUUGGAAUCAGUAACAUUCGAUUGAUGAUCUUUCUCUUUAAAUAAUGAAAGAGCAAGACCAAAGCUAAGAGUUCCUUCAGAGAAAGCCUGUAUUAUUCAGUCUAAGCUAAAAUAAAAUCAUUUUUGAAGAUUGCUAUUUUGAUGACCAGACUUUAGCAACAAGAAGCAAUAAUGGAUGGUAUUAUACAAACUCUUAUUCCACUCAACAACAGCUAUUCUGUAGAACCCUCUCAUGAAUAAUGGAUUCACCUGUUUCAAGCUCUCUCAAGACUAUUUUUUAUAAAUCUUUUUGAACUAUAGUACCAGAACUGCCUGACGAAAUCUCUCUGAAAUUUCCUAAAGUAACUUUUAGAGUAAGCAGAAAAGGUUUCAUUUUAGAGCUUUAAAGCAAUUAUCU